GGCGGCGCGGAUUGAAUGAGCCCGCCGAGCCGCGGCCGCCGUUCCGAGCCGCGCGGGCCCCGAGCCGUCGCCGCCGCCGCCGCCGCUGCCGCCGCCGCCGCCGCCGCCGCCGCCGCCGCCGCCAUGGGCACGCCGCUGCCCGGCCGCGCGGGCGGACCCGCCACGCCGCUGUCGCCCACGCGCUUGUCGCGGCUGCAGGAGAAGGAGGAGCUGCGCGAGCUCAAUGACCGCCUGGCGCACUACAUCGACCGCGUCCGCGCGCUCGAGCUCGAGAACGACCGGCUCCUGCUCAAGAUCUCCGAGAGGGAGGAGGUGACCACGCGUGAGCUCUGUGGGCUGGAAACGCUGUACGAGUCGGAGCUGGCCGACGCCCGCAGGGUGCUGGACGAGACGGCCCGAGAGCGGGCCCGGCUGCAGAUCGAGCUGGGGAAGGUGAAGGCCGAGCUGGAAGAGACGAACAAAAGCUCCAAGAAGAGGGAGGGCGAGCUCGCGGUGGCCCAGGGCCGUGUGAAGGAUCUGGAGUCCCUGUUGCACCGGAGCGAGGCGGAGCUGGCCGCCGCCCUCGGCGACAAGCGGGGCCUCGAGAGCAAUGUGGCGGAGCUGCGGGCCCGGCUGGCUAAGGCGGAGGACGGCCACGCGGUGGCCAAAAAGCAGCUGGAGGAGGAGACGCUGAUGCGCGUGGACCUGGAAAACCGCUGCCAGAGCCUGCAGGAGGAGCUCGCCUUCCGGAAGAACGUCUUUGAGCAGGAGGUGCGGGAGACGCGGCGGCGGCACGAGCGCCGCCUGGUGGAGGUGGACAGCAGCCGGCAGCAGGAGUACGACUUCAAGAUGGCCCAGGCGCUGGAGGAGCUGCGCAGCCAGCACGACGAGCAAGUGCGGCUGUACAAGCUGGAGCUGGAGCAGACCUACCAGGCCAAGCUGGACAGCGCCAAGCUGAGCUCUGACCAGAACGAUAAGGCCGCCAGCGCCGCGCGGGAGGAGCUGAAGGAAGCGCGCAUGCGGGUCGAGUCCCUCAGCUACCAGCUGUCCGGCCUCCAGAAGCAGGCCAGUGCCGCGGAGGACCGGAUUCGCGAGCUGGAGGAGACCAUGGCCGGGGAGCGGGACAAGUUCCGCAAGAUGCUGGAUGCCAAGGAACAGGAGAUGACAGAGAUGCGCGACGUGAUGCAGCAGCAGCUGGCCGAGUACCAGGAGCUGCUCGAUGUCAAGCUGGCCCUGGACAUGGAGAUCAGCGCCUACCGCAAGCUCCUGGAGGGCGAGGAGGAGAGGCUGAAGCUGACCCCCAGCCCGUCGUCGCGGAUCACUGUGUCGCGGGCCACGUCGAGCAGCAGCGGCAGCAGCGUGGUGGCGGCCGGGCGCACGGGCCGCGGCAAGCGGAAGCGGCUGGAGGCGGAGGAGUCGCCGGGCUCGAGCGGCAUCGGCUCCGGCGGCGGCGGCGGGGGCGGCGGCGGCAGCGGCAGCGGCUUCCACCUGGCGCAGCAGGCGUCGGCCACGGGCGGCGUGGGCAUCGAGGAGGUCGACCUGGAGGGCAGGUUUGUGCAGCUGAGGAACAGCUCGGACAAGGACCAGUCUCUGGGUAACUGGAGGAUCAAGAGGCAGGUCCUGGAGGGGGAGGAGAUUGCCUACAAGUUUACGCCCAAGUACGUGCUGCGCGCCGGCCAGACCGUCACGGUGUGGGCAGCUGGUGCAGGAGUGGCCCAUAGUCCCCCCUCGACCCUUGUAUGGAGGAGCCAGAACCGUUGGAGCACAGGCGACAGCUUCCGGACCGUCCUGGUCAACGCGGAUGGGGAGGAGGUGGCCAUGAGAACCGUGAAGCAGUCCUCAGUGGUGCGGGAGACGGAGAACGGGGAGGAGGGAGAAGAGGAGGGAGCCGAGUUCGGCGAGGAGGAUCUUUUCCAUCAACAGGGGGACCCAAGGACCACCUCGAGAGGCUGCCGCGUCAUGUGAACGGAACUCGCCUCAUCACGUCUUUACCCAGAGCCACUGAAAACUAUUUUUAUAUCAUUGGCCGUCUUUAGUCCUUGA
Acinonyx jubatus (cheetah) is the source of this 2022-nucleotide messenger RNA. RefSeq names its product lamin B2 (gene LMNB2). The record is from RefSeq and is a predicted model, not a curated record. NCBI's taxonomy places the organism in Eukaryota, Metazoa, Chordata, Mammalia, Carnivora, Felidae.